CUCACGACCAGGAUCGAUGGCUGGCAGACUCUAAAUGGACUCGUCACCGCCGUCUAUCACAGAAUCCACAGCCAGACCGACUCCUCCGACACAGUUGACUAACGACGACGACACCGCUCAUCCGUCCGCGUCGACAGCGACGACGACGAGCAGCACCGCACAGACCCAGAGCAACAACACCGACAACACUAGCACCCCCGCGAGGACACUCAGGUCGAGCACAAGAGCGAAAGCGGCUGCGAGUACCGAAAUUGCUUCAUCUUCUUCGGGUAGACAUAACACACGGUCCACCGCCAACCACCCCGCGAACACUGCCUCCGCCUCCGCUCCUGCCACGACCAGCAACAAACGGAAGGGAAAGGGCAAGGAAGUAGCCUCUGACGAACGCGCAAACAAGAGACCUCGUCGUUCCACGCAAGCCGUUACUGCCUCAGGCCUGACCAUCAACGAACCCACACGCGAUACCAAGGGCAAGAAGCGCGCCGCUCCCGAACCCGCCUCGGACGAAGAAUCUCAGCCUCAACUAUCGUCUUCAUCUACCAAGCGUCUUCGCACGACCACAAGCUCUUACUCUCUCCGAUCCAGACCAGCCACAUCUACCGCCACAGACAUGCCGAAGAAGUCGACUAGACAAUCCCACGCAAGCGCAAAGGGCAAGGCAGCCGCCAAGAGCAAAGCUAUGGCCACCGCUCCUGGACCUUCCCGAGCAGACGAAGACGACAUGGACAUGAUGGACGUCGAGUACAAACACGAAGACUCAGAUCACGAUGAUCAGAUGGAUGGGGGUAGGGAGGAUGAUCAUCUCGAAGAGGAUGCCGAGCACGACGAUGGUCAUGAUGACGAUGAUGGUGGCGGUGGUGGGGGAGACGAUGGAGGGGACGAUGAGCUCGGAGGGCGCGGAGGCGAUUCGGGGCGUGGAAUGGGAGGCUUGGACGAGUCGGCGGCGAUGGCUAUCUUUGCGGAUUACAGGCAGCUGGGGUCUUACAUGAUGGGCCUUAGCUCCCGACUGAAGACCAUGCUCACUAACAUCAAGCCCACCGCCGACCCGACUACUCGUCUUGUUACGCUACAGGAGCUCAGCGAGCUGCUGAGUAUUAGCACCGAGGAUACCCUUGCCGGCUCGUUCCAGGUCGAUUCCUUUGUCAGGGAGCUCGUGAAGAUCCUAGGCGGAACAGGCGGAGAGGGAGAUGAUGACGAUGAUGAUGGCGAUGAUGCUGGGAACCAAGAUGAGGACGCCGCGCUUGCUGCUGCUCUUGCUAUGAGCGGAGGUGGGCAAUACCAGGGAGACGACAAUCUUGAAGCCCAGGUGCUCGCUGCCCGAUGCUUGGCAAACUUGAUGGAGGCGCUACCGGGCGUGGCGCACACAGUCGUCUAUCACGGCGCCAUUCCUGUCUUGUGUAGCAAGCUCAUUGAAAUAUCCUACAUCGACCUUGCCGAACAGACCCUCAGCACUCUCGAAAAGAUCUCCGAAGAGUUCCCCAGCUCUAUAGUACGCGAGAAUGGUCUUGCCGCCCUCCUCAACUACCUCGACUUCUUCUCCAUCGCCGUUCAACGAACCGCCCUCCAGGCCGCCGCCAACUGUUGCCGCAAUGUGCCACCAGAGCACAUCGGUAUGAUUCGUGGCGUGUGGCCUAUCAUUCGUAACUGUCUCGGAUACUCUGACCAACGACUCGUCGAGUUCGCCUGCCUUUGUGUCAUUCGUGUCAUAGAAUCCUACUACCGUUCCUCGCACGAGAACCUCGAAUCUCUCGUCGACGUCGACCUCAUCCGCGCUAUCAAUUUGCUCUUGCUACCCGCAGGAGGAUCGCCCCUCAUUGCGACUAACACUUUCACACAGUUGUUGAGAGCGUUGGCAACGUCUGCACGGGCAAGUGCGAAAAUCACUGUCGUGCUUCUGGAAGCGGGGAUCGUGGAUACGCUUUACCAGAUCUUGACGGGUGUGUUGCCGAGUGUGGAGGCCAGCCAUGAGAGCGAGGAGCAGGGAGCGUCUGAUGGGGGACAGGGGCUUGGUGGUGGCCUAGCCGAUAUGACGGUCAUGCAGAAUCUGGCGCAUAGGCCGAAGGAUCAAGUGGAGGAGGCUUUGAGUCUCAUCUCGGAGCUUUUGCCACCUCUUCCCAAAGAUGGCGUCUUUGAUCACAAGAGCUAUACCGAGAAGUCGCUGUCGCGGUUGAACAAGGCCAAGGCCAAGUCCGAACGCGCAGCUGCUCGACAGGCCGCUCUGCAACAACAAGCAGCCCACUCCAUGCUCGCCGCCGCCAUCGGUGGUUCUUCCUCCAUCGCUCCCACUAACCCAUCCACGCCCGCCGCUAAUUCCGAAGCUGCUACACCUGCUGAGAGCGUCGCCGAUGCUGCUGAGGAUGCCGUCCUUCCUGGUCCUCUUGCACCAGGCGCUGCCGCUGCUGGGAGCAGUGCACCGGAUAGGACGGAGCUGUUGAAGAGUAAGAAAGAGGUCGUGGGGAGGUUCAUGCAGCUGAUGGUGCCGAUUUUGAUCGAUGUUUAUGCGGCGAGCGUGAUUACGACGGUGAGGAUCAAGACGCUCACGGGCUUGUUGAAGGCGAUUAGCUUCUUGGAUGGAGAGGAGGCGCAGAAUGUGUUGACGCAUGUCCCUGUUGCAAGUUUUGCUUCGUCCAUCUUGUCCUCGAAGGAUCACCCAACGCUCGUCAUCGGCGCUCUGCAGCUCGUCGAACUCCUCCUCAUCAAAGUCCCAGACGAAUAUCGUGCCGCGUUCCGCCGCGAGGGUGUCUUCCACGAAAUGGAGACGCUCGCCUCGCGUACCCUUCUUACUUCCAAAUCAAAAGAGAAGGAAAAGGACAAAGACAAGGACGGCUCCUCGGAUUCCACUUCUGCUCCUGCUGGCGGCUCCGAAAAUCAGUCUGCCAACGCGGCGUCGGCGUCGACGCCCACCGCGGCACCAACCCUGCCUACGUCGGUCCCAAUACCGAUCUCGGCGGCUCUGGCGGCUUCGAUGCCCGGGUUCAAGAAAUUGUCGAGCAUGAGUUUGGACCCGGAAGAUGCGGUGACGUUGAGGGCAAGGGUGAUCAAGUUUAAGUAUCUCUCUGGGAAGGAUAAUAGAGAUGCGGACGACGUAUUUUCGGUGUUGAGGAAGUUGGUGGAGAGGAUUGGGGAAGAGGGGAAAGACAGGGAUGUGGUUAUGGGUGAGACGGGAGGAGCGGAGAGAGAGAAGGAGAAGGAUAUGAUGGGUGCGUUGAAGGAGCUGGCGGCGCUGUUCGCUUCGGCGAAUACGGCGGUUUCGAGCUUCGAGCUUUUACAGAGUGGGGUGAUCGAUGCGUUGUUAUUGUUCGCGACGGAUAAAGAGAGGAGCUUGUCUGUGGAGCGGAGGCAGGAGAUGUUGAUGGAGGCGUUUGCGCCGAAGAAGGCGAAAGGUUACGGGACGCCACAGUCGCCCCUUGCGGUCUUCGUCAAGAAGUUGCAGGAGAGUCUCACUAGGAUGGAGUCGUUUGAUGUAGUCACCGUGUCCCAAGGCAUCGAUGAUACUAAGCGAAGCAGCUCACCAUCCCUCCUCGCCCGGCAACUGCGCCUUCGCCUCGUCGGUGCUGAAGGCUCUGACAUCCCUCGUAGCUUCAACAACAUCGUCGUCUCCAUCCACGCCAUCGCCACAUUCCAAGCUCUGCACGACUAUCUCCGCCCGCGCGUUUCGGGUCUCUCCUACAGUGGCCCACGUCUCUCAGGCAUGCUCGCCGCCUUAGCAUCUAAUCUCGCGUCGACUUCGUCCGCUGCAGCUGCUACAGCCGGUGCAUCAAGUAGCUCGACGACGGAGUUGAGGGCUUCGAAGCCUACUACACCAGGAGAACCCAGUGGAGGCUCGAGUGUACCUGCUGGCUCUUGGAUGGCUGCUACUGCUUCGUCAUCUGCAUCUGUUCCAGCAGCAGCAUCUUCGUCAGCGUCAGCUGGUCCGUCCGGGUCGACGUCGACGCUCGGGAGGAGGCGGAGUAUGAGAUUGAGCGCAAAGAAUGCCGGUACUUCCGACUCGACCAACGCUGAUUCCUCUGCUUCUACCUCCGCACCAACGUCUGCUUUGGCACCUCCACCAGCACCCGCACCUCCAGCAGAUGAAGCAGGUCCUAGUACGAGUGCCGCUGCUGUACCACCGUCGAGCACCGUCUCGGAACCGACGGGCGAGCCUGCGCCGAGCGAAACUGUGGUGAACGAUAAUGAAGACCCUGAACAUGACCAUGAGCCAGACCCAGAUCAUGAUCAUGACCAUGACCACGACCAUGAGCUCGAUCCGGAGUUGGGCGCGGACUUCACGGAUGAUGAGGUUGAUGCUGAGGUGUUUGAUGAGGAGAUGGACCCGGACAAUUCGGUUACGGAGAAGACUGUGAAUCUCUCUGUUGCGGAUGACGGAUCCAAGAUCGAAGCCCAGACCCCCGAUGGUACACGAGUAGGAACACCGAGAGAAGCUCCUCCACCCACACCUACGCCGCGAAGCAUCGCAGCAGGCAAGAGCUCAUAUGCCGCCGCUUUGAAGACGAAACCGUCGGAUUGGCACCUCGAGUUCUCGAUGGAUGAGCAUACACUUCCGCUGGACCUUACGAUCUAUGGAGCAAUCCAUCAACAUGAACUCAGGAAGAAGGCGGCUGGGAAUCCGUCGUCGCUUCCACCGAGUUUACUGUGGCAGGGGAUAUACACGGUGAAGUUCAAGAAGGUUCCGGGGCCUGCGCCGUCUGCCGCUGAAGGUCGUCUCGAUGGUGCGGAGUCGUCAAGGAGCCGGUCGCCUACGCCUUCAUUAUCGUCGCUUCCUGAGGAUGCGCCACACGCUAAGAUCCUGCGCCUGCUUCGGGUACUGCACAAGCUGAGCGUGAAGGAGGCUGAGCGGCCCGUGUUUUCUAGUCGGGGUUUGCCAGAGUCGGCGUUCGUGAACAACAAGUUGACUGCGAAAUUGACUCGUCAAUUGGAGGAGCCUAUGAUUGUCGCCAGUCAAUGCCUCCCGGACUGGGCUCUGGACCUUCCUCAGCACUUCCCCUUCUUGUUCCCCUUUGCUACUCGCUACAACUUCCUCCAGUCCACCUCGUUUGGCUACGCCCGGCUUAUUCUCAAGUGGCAGAGUCAAGCGGCCAGAGGACAAGACAGCUCGCGGAGGGACGACAACGUUGGUUUCCUUGGACGUCUGCAGCGGCAGAAGGUUAGGAUUUCGCGCAAGCAUAUACUCGAGUCCGCCAUGAAGGUCUUCGAACUCUAUGGCUCGUCGUCCUCCAUUCUCGAGGUUGAAUACUUCGAGGAAGUCGGCACGGGUCUCGGCCCCACUCUUGAAUUCUACUCGCUCGUCUCCAAAGAGUUCGCGAGGAAAGACCUGAAGAUCUGGAGGGACGAGGACCCUAGUCGGUCGGGUACUCACGUCUUCCAUCCGAAGGGAUUGUUCCCUGCGCCGAUCAGCCCGGAGGAUAUCGCGAACGAUGGAGGGCAGAAGAGGACGCAUAUCAUUCGGGUGAUCGGGCAGUUUGUGGCGAAGGCGAUGUUGGAUUCCAGGAUCAUAGAUAUGUCGUUUAAUAAGGUGUUUUUGAGGAUCGUACUCGGGGAGGAGAUACCGUUGACGAUCGAGUCGUUGAAGUUGGUCGACCUCGAUUUGGCAAACUCGCUCGAGAAGCUGCGCGGAUUUGCGAACACUGCCAAGGAUGGUCGUCGCGAUAAAUUACAGGAACUCGUUCAAGCUGAAGUCGACAUCGAAGACCUUGCUUUGGACUUCACCGUCCCCGGAUACGACAUAGAGCUUCGGUCGGAUGGCAAGAACACCCCCGUCACCAAGGAUAACGUCGAGGAAUAUAUUCAGGAAGUCAUCGACGCUAUCAUUGGGCAUGGUGCCAAGCUCCAGGCCAAAGCCUUCAAGGAUGGUUUCUCCAAGGUCUUCCCCAUCACCGAUCUGCAAGCCUUUACCGUGGACGAGCUCAUCAUGCUGUUCGGUAACUCCGACGAGGACUGGAGUAGCGAGACUUUGAGCGAGGCGUUGAAGGCGGAUCACGGCUUCAACGUUGAGAGCCGGGCGAUCAGGAGUCUCAUUGAAAUUAUGAGCGAUUAUGAUGCUUCUGCACGUCGCGAGUACCUUCAGUUUAUCACCGGUAGUCCUAAAUUACCCAUCGGAGGUUUCCGUGGCCUGAAUCCACCGUUGACGGUUGUGCGCAAGCCUCACGAGGCGCCACUCUCAGCGGACGACUACCUUCCCUCUGUGAUGACUUGCGUUAACUACCUCAAGUUGCCAGAAUACAGCACGAAGGAAGUCAUGCGGGAGAAGCUGCGUGUCGCGAUGAAGGAGGGCGUUGGGAGCUUCCAUCUUUCUUAGGUUUUCCAUGUCGAGUGUCGAGUGUAGGAGAAAUGGGUGCGAUGACGAAGAAGUAGUACUGACAUUGUUUUUCUCUCCGUCUCAGUCCGUCUGUCUCGUUGCAUGGUUCCGUCGUCGUCGUCGUUUAAUGUAUUAUCGCUAAAGUCACAUUCAUUGUCUCCCUUUUCCCUUCAAUGACCCUCUUCUUUCUGUCUGCUACGGCUCAUGAUCAGAAUUGAACCAACUACUACACCCACUUUCAUGUGCUUUUAUCAUCCAGCUUCCUUCCUCAGGCUUCUCACAUUUCCUUCUUCCGAGUUCUUCUGAGUGUUUUCCAUCGUCAAUGUAGUAGACUGCUCAUCCAUAUUCU
Molecule: messenger RNA, 6644 nt
Organism: Stereum hirsutum FP-91666 SS1
Lineage: Eukaryota; Fungi; Basidiomycota; Agaricomycetes; Russulales; Stereaceae
Exons: 16
Coding region: 920-6295 (1791 amino acids)
Biological process (GO): proteasome-mediated ubiquitin-dependent protein catabolic process; protein polyubiquitination
Cellular component (GO): nuclear speck
Molecular function (GO): ubiquitin protein ligase activity
Source: RefSeq, a predicted model, not a curated record